GAACACCAACACCCAUAACAAAAUCGGCCGCCGAUGAAUGCUUGCUAACGGGAGUGGUAGCCGCACGCGCUAGUGCUGCUCCCAUUGACCAGUGUGGGCCGUGGGGGAGUAAAUCACUGGUCCACAGUUAAGAAUAUGUGAGGAAGCGAAGCACGCAACGAAUGCGUCCAUUCAGCGUUUCCCAUGACCCAUGCUUGCAGUCCAUCCAAUCAUAAAACAAAGGGAAUGCUGUGACUCUGAGCAUUGCCGAGCAAACUCCAAAGAACAUUCAAAGCCAAAAAACACGAAAAGCCAAGAGCUUCAUAUCUGCUUCUCCCGGAAAUGGAGGAAUCACAGGAACUGCUCCAUUUUUGGGGAGACGCCCAUGUAUCAGAGGAAGAAUACUACGAGGCGCAAGGCAUCCUUUCCUCCAAAUCCUUUUACACUUCUCCCAGGGGGCUUUCCCUCUUCACCAGGUCAUGGUUACCCCUCUCCUCCUCACCACGCGGCAUCAUCUGUAUGGUCCAUGGUUACGGCAACGACAUCAGCUGGACCUUCCAAACCACCGCAAUUUUCUUCGCCCAGGUGGGUUUCGCUUCCUUUGCUCUUGACCUCGAAGGCCAUGGCCACUCCCAAGGCCUCAGGGCCUUCGUCCCUAAUGUCGACCUCGUCGUGGACGAUUGUUUCUCCUUCUUCAAUUCAAUCAAAGAGAAGCCCGAAUUUCUUGGGUUACCCUCCUUUCUCUACGGUGAAUCGAUGGGAGGAGCCAUUUGCCUUCUGAUUCAUUUCAAGGAUCCCAAUGGAUGGAAUGGUGCGAUUUUGGCUGCACCCAUGUGUAAAAUCUCUGAUUCGGUGAAACCCAGAUGGCCAAUCCCUCAAAUCCUCAUCCUCGUUGCAAAAUUCUUACCCACUUUGCCAAUUGUUCCCACCGCAGAUCUUCUGGAUAAGUCUGUUAAGGUUGCUGAAAAGAAGAUAAUAGCAGGAAAGAAUCCAUUGAGGUAUAGGGGAAAACCAAGGUUGGGUACGGUAGUGGAACUUCUUCGAGUUACUGAUUAUCUCCACAGCCGACUCGGGGAUGUGAGUCUCCCAUUUAUCGUUUUACAUGGCAGUGCAGAUGUUGUUACUGACCCAGAUGUAAGUAGAUCUCUUUAUGAAGCUGCAAAGAGCGAGGAUAAGACUAUAAAGAUCUAUGAGGGAAUGAUGCAUUCACUUCUGUUUGGAGAAACAGAUGAGAAUAUUGAGAUUGUUCGAGGUGAUAUGUUGUCAUGGUUGAACCAUAGGUGUGAAGGGAGGGAAAUAGUUGUUUCAUAGUUGUCAUUCUCAUUUUCCUAUCCAAUUAUGUUGAGAAAAGAAUGCUAUCAUGCUCGAUGAAAGUCCUUAACAGAACAUUUUUUUUUUUUCUUGUGCAUAUCUUUAAAGGCUACCGUUGAUAUGAAAAUUAUGGGUGAACUUGGCCUACUUUCCUUGA
Molecule: messenger RNA, 1447 nt
Organism: Macadamia integrifolia
Lineage: Eukaryota; Viridiplantae; Streptophyta; Magnoliopsida; Proteales; Proteaceae
Product: caffeoylshikimate esterase
Exons: 1
Coding region: 322-1290 (322 amino acids)
Cellular component (GO): membrane
Molecular function (GO): lipase activity
Source: RefSeq, a predicted model, not a curated record